Molecule: messenger RNA, 1397 nt
Organism: Phodopus roborovskii (desert hamster)
Lineage: Eukaryota; Metazoa; Chordata; Mammalia; Rodentia; Cricetidae
Gene: Cldn5
Product: claudin 5
Exons: 1
Coding region: 130-786 (218 amino acids)
Biological process (GO): bicellular tight junction assembly; cell adhesion
Cellular component (GO): bicellular tight junction; plasma membrane
Molecular function (GO): structural molecule activity
Source: RefSeq, a predicted model, not a curated record
ACUCCCUUUUGGUCCACUUCAGAAAGGUCUGGAGCAGAGGCAACAGAACUAGUGGAGAGCACAGCCCAAGCCGCGCCGAGCGCACCAGGAGGCCCCAAGGGCCGUAGGGCGUGCAUUCGGUCUUUAGCCAUGGGGUCCGCAGCGUUGGAAAUUCUGGGUCUGGUGUUAUGCCUGGUAGGUUGGGUGGGCUUGAUUCUGGCGUGUGGGUUGCCUAUGUGGCAGGUGACUGCCUUCCUGGACCACAACAUCGUGACAGCGCAGACGACUUGGAAGGGGCUGUGGAUGUCGUGCGUGGUGCAGAGCACGGGGCACAUGCAGUGCAAGGUGUAUGAGUCUGUGCUGGCGCUGAGUGCCGAGGUGCAGGCAGCUCGGGCGCUCACCGUGGGCGCUGUACUGCUGGCGCUGGUGGCACUCUUUGUUACCUUGACCGGCGCGCAGUGCACCACCUGCGUGGCCCCAGGUCCAGUGAAGGCGCGUGUGGCCCUCACCGGCGGAGCGCUUUUUGCGCUGUGCGGGCUGCUGGCGCUCGUGCCGCUCUGCUGGUUCGCCAACAUCGUGGUGCGCGAGUUCUACGAUCCAGCAGUGCCCGUGUCUCAGAAGUACGAGCUGGGCGCGGCGCUGUACAUCGGAUGGGCGGCCUCCGCUCUGCUCAUGUGCGGCGGCGGCCUUGUGUGCUGCGGCGCCUGGGUCUGCUCCGGCCGCCCGGAGUUUAGCUUCCCGGUCAAGUACUCGGCACCCCGGCGGCCCACGGCCAACAGCGAAUACGACAAGAAGAACUAUGUCUAAGGGUGGGAGGCACGGCGGGGCCCUUCCCGCAGUCAAGCCCGUGAUCGGAAGGACCGCACGUGGAUGGCAACCACUGCUGGAUUGCGCGGCGCAGACUCCGAGGCAAGUCAGGCUGGAUUCCGGCCAGAGGCCAGACUUUAACGUGCCCACAGAGGGUCGCUGACCGUCACCAGCCAGGCCCGGCUCAGAACAGACUAUAGGCAUUUGUGAGGACUUGACCUCCUUUUCUAUGCAGUUGGCCGCGGCUUUGGUGGGGCUCUUGGAUUUAAUAGGUGAAGCUGGCACCAAACUGCAGCUGCAGUUCCUAUUGAAACUCUGGGGAGUUCUGGAUGCUGCCUUAAUGUCCAGUUGCUCCUGCUAACCUGAAAGAGCAGCUGGAGUACCCCAGGCUCACAGCCUAAGCUGCUAGAGGGAUGUGUUAUAAAGGGCAUUUUCCUUUUUAGUGGAGAGCCCAGUGGACCAAAGGAUUUGACCUGGACCUCUCACUCCAGCACUCCUCCAAUGGUAGUGGUGGGGGGCUGUGGGUACCAAAGCCUUAGAGGGGCUGCCCUCCUCGGAGCUUGGGGGUGGGGUGGGCCGGGCAAUUAUUUGCUUAGUAAAUAGUUUGAACA